GUUUUUUAUAUCGGAUGGCCGCUCCAAGAAGAAGUUGACAGGGUGACCUACCUGAGCUGAAUCAACCUACUACAGUGGAACUGGAAUGUCUGAUAGAAGAGCAACGUUAUGUAGUACCACGGGGGUAGAUAUUAACGACGCUUUGUUGAUUGUACCUUCACGCAAACAGCCCCCGAAAUUGAAGUCAUGUUCGGCAGAGGCUAUUUUGGGGGUGGCCCCCGUGGUUCCGUCGGGUCAAGCGCUUAGCAAUUCCUCAGGUCCUUCGCGCUACCCGUGCUCAGAGUGUGGUAGACACUACGCUACAUCAUCCAACCUCUCACGACAUAAACAGACACAUCGGAGUCCAGACUCGCAACUGGCUAAGAGAUGCCCCACCUGUGGAAAGGUGUAUGUAUCGAUGCCCGCUCUGUCAAUGCACCUACUCACUCAUAAGUUGAGUCACAAAUGCGAUGUUUGCGGGAAAGCCUUUUCCCGACAGUGGCUUUUGCAAGGCCAUAUGCGAUCACACACAGGAGAGAAACCUUUUGGCUGUGCGCACUGUGGAAAGGCAUUCGCAGACCGUUCGAACCUGCGAGCACAUAUGCAAACGCACUCGGGGCUAAAGUUUUUCAAAUGCGACCGCUGUCAACGACGGUUCGCGUUAAAAAGCUAUCUCAACAAGCAUCUUGAGGCAACAUGUGUCACGUCGACUUCACUAGCGGCAAAGUCACUUCAGGAAGACGACCACGAAAUGGAUCAUCUCAUUGACCCAGACCCACAGCAUGACUUUUACGACAGAUUCGCACCGCCGUCCUCUUCAUCGUUUCAACUGGACGCCGACCUACACUAACAUUACGUCAUCGACCAACGCUGUGAAGCAAAUAUACUUUUUACUGUGAGAUCGUUUAGUGAUUAAUUAGGACGUCAUUCCAAUCGACUGCAUUCUUAAAAUUGAAUUGUUUGACAUCAUCUGACAUAGGCUUUUACACGAGGGAUAGUGUUUCCAUUGAUGUAGUCGACCUCUUAGAGAAAAAUAACGCUACAGAAAAACUUAUCAAAACCGAAAGACCAAUCAUCGUGCACACACGUGACGUUAUUCAACACACGAUACAAGAAAAGCGGUUUGUCAAAGACGUUCUUUAUUUACUUAUCCUAUAAUGCUGCAUGCAUUUGAGCAUGAUUAUCCCUACAACGGAUAGAUAGCUAGAAGCGGCUCUUAUCAAGAUGAGAAGGCAAUUUUUUAAAGAAAGCCCAUAAAGUGCGAUGAAGUAUCUUCCCAAUAUCCAUUCCGUUUGAUGAACAUACACAUAAGCUUAAAAUUGAUGCUAAAACAUUCAUACUGAUAUUAAUGUACAUGUUCUUUAUGAAUGCAUACGAAGGUCUGCGUUUCUCAAAAGAACAAAACAUCUAAUUGGCUCUCAAAAUCAAAAGCUAAUUAAAAUGCAGAAAAUCUUAGAAUUUUUGAUUACCAUGGAAUGCAGUUUUUUUAGAAAUCCUCGGAAGGCAGUUUCAAAAAUAUGGCUGCAACUGACUUUUUCUUAAGUAUAUCUUAUGUCUAUGAAGAUUAUUUCUAAGAUGCUUCAAGAUCAUUUAAAAUUGACCAAGAUAGUGACCGACUGAAAACUGUGUUAGACAAAUGGUAUAAUUGGCAGAAAUGGUUACGAAUGUAUACACGAACACGCCAUAAUGUUAUAUACUAACUAAAAAUAAAAUUGUUUACGCGUCAAUAAUGUAUACCUUUGGACACGCAUACGUACUUGUUGACUAAAGCUAUGUCUUAUAACUUGCUAGUGAAACGGGAACCGUUUUUGUUUUUUCAUCUAGUUUAGUUCACUACGAACUAAUCGUGAGCGCCAAUGUGUUGCCUGAUAGGACAGCGGCCGAGAUCACCCCCGUUACUGUGCAAAAUGUAUGAAGUACAUACAAGCGCAGCCCAGAUAUGAUGUAUUGGCAACUACAUCGACUCGCACUAGUAUGCACACCAAUGUAUGCUACUAGUGCAUUCAGUAAGUAAAUAAAAAGGGUCGAAUAUACACGAUAAAAGCUUCAAACACAAAAGACAAAAAGAUAACAAUAACAAGCAGACCACAAGGGCGUGCAACACAAGGAAAGAGUUCCUGAAAUGCGA
Messenger RNA from Varroa destructor (honeybee mite), 2107 nucleotides. RefSeq lists its product as uncharacterized. Lineage: Eukaryota; Metazoa; Arthropoda; Arachnida; Mesostigmata; Varroidae. Gene Ontology annotation, biological process: regulation of DNA-templated transcription. Gene Ontology annotation, molecular function: DNA-binding transcription factor activity, RNA polymerase II-specific; RNA polymerase II cis-regulatory region sequence-specific DNA binding. The record is from RefSeq and is a predicted model, not a curated record.